AUAACUUAAAUUCUUUGUUGCAAUAAAUAUCGCUAAUAACCAAAAAUGAAAGUCUUGGCAAUUCUCAUGUUGUUUGCUAUGGUGGCCCUGGCCUACAGUGUGCCCUGGGCUGGCUACGGUGGCUACGGUCGCUUUGGAUCGGCUUAUGGUUACAAGAUUGCACAUCCACUCUACUCGGUCUCACAUUAUGGCUACGCUCCGGUGCAUGGUUACUUGGGAGGUCAUGGAGGUUAUGGUGGUUAUGGUGGUCAUGGAAUAGGUUAUGGUGGUCAUGGAUAUGGUUAUGGCGGUUACGGAAAGGGAUGGUGUUUGAGUGACCAAUACAUGGAUUACGAGUACGAAAGAAGCCCUUAUCAUGACGAACACCCAGGUCAUGGAUAUUAUCCACUCUAUAGAUAUGGGCAUCAUCCACACUCUGGUUAUGGACAUUAUCCACACCAUGGCGGUUACAAUAGGAAGUGA
Messenger RNA from Oppiella nova, 462 nucleotides. The record is from the annotation of a GenBank genome assembly. Lineage: Eukaryota; Metazoa; Arthropoda; Arachnida; Sarcoptiformes; Oppiidae.